UAAAACACCUCGUUUGGAGGUUCUGCAGCUGGUUAGGGCUCGAGAACACAUGGACUGAUUAAGCGACGUUUAAGCAUAAUCAGAUGGAGCUAGACAAUUAAUAUCAACGAGAAAAAUUAAUUUCAUCUACAAACUCAAUAUUCUCUCCCAGUCUUUUCAAUAGUUCAAGAACUUUGAGAGUUCGAAUUGUGAUUUUACGAACUUGUGAGCUAUUUUUCCUGUUGUUAAGUGUCACAUGAAUUAUAAAUCGCUUGUGUAUUAGAGUGUUGAAAUGUUGUAAACUGACUACGUCAUACAUCAUGUUUUUCAAAUUAUUUUUUUUUCUAGCGACUAAAUACACUUAGACAACACCUAAAAAAGAUUAACCGAUGGACAAGACCCCAACACCCACCGUACAACUAUCUCCCAUACCCUAGCUUAGUAUUAAUAAGUUGAUUGGUACAUGCAAAACUAGCCAUGUUACUUAGAAAGACCCAUCAAUUUCCCCCCUCUCAAGUCGUCUUCAGUCUACACCACGUUGUGGGUUUGUGAUGAACAAGUCAAGUGGGAAUCCCAAAGUUAGACAACUACCAAACCAAUCCAACCAAACCCAACAAUUACGCUGCAAAAUUCACUUACCCCCAUUAUUCUUCCCACCAUAUGCUAACAUUGCUAUGUGCACUACAGUUAAAACCCUUGCUACAUUGCUACAUUCAAUGUGAAGGCACAUUGGUGGAGAGAUCAAACCAUUUUGAUUGGAGCGUCGAUUGAGAAUUCAUGUCAUUGCAUAAAUAAGGGUUGAUCGAAUGGUAUUAUCAUUGAUCUUUAACUUGGAGGUCAUACCAUCAAUUUUAAAAAAUAAAUACAUCUCACGCUUAUAUAUAAAAAGGAGAAUUCAUCUCCUCGUUGUUGGGCUGAGUAACAGCAACAAAUAUAUUAUAGGCAUCUCGUAAUUCAUCUUCUAAAUGCUACUCGGAAGAAAAUUUUUACUCAAAUACAAUUGAUCCAAACAAUGAUUAUACACACACAUGCGAAAUUCAUAUAAAAAACUCUUAAACUAUGUCUUAACACAUCCAUUCGUAACAUGUGAGUUAUCAACCCUUCACAACGUUCUCAUGAAAGGUACAUGACGCGUUCACGAUCAUUACAUUCACUAAUCACAGUUGUACUUAGUAUUUUAAUUAUUUGACUGUUCAAGAGUUCCUCAAUUAAUAAGAACUGAAAAAUUCACUUCUAGACUGAAGGAAAUGCACAACCAACUAACUUCAAAACCUUACCUCACUUCAAAGGACCACAAAUGAGGUAGAGAGGGGGGAUAGAUGAACAGAAAAAGUUCCACAAAAGAGCAAUACAAACUUUCAAAAUUUCCCACAACCUAAUAUUCAACUUCCCUCACAUGGACUAUUGUCACUCUCAUACUCCAACCACCAUCCAAAUUUCCCCAUAUACCUCUCAAACACUACCCCCACUACUUUUGUCCAACCACAAUAUUAAAUCUUCCCCCUCCCCUCGCUCCCUUCUUCUUCCUCCCCUUUCCUCCAUUCUUAUCCCCUCCUCCUUCCUUUAUAUACCUACACAUUACUUGUACUUCCCAAAAGGACCACUCCCCUCAGAAACCCAAAAACCACAAAAGCAGAAGCAAAAUGGAUUGGCUCUCAUGGCUGUCCAAAACCACCCUCGACCCAUCUCUGGUCUGCGAAUACGGCCUCACCUUCGAGCAGAACCAGCUCGAAGCAGACGAUUUGCCCUACUUCAACCACGAAUUCCUCCAGAGCAUGGGGAUUUCAGUGGCCAAGCACCGCCUGGAGAUUCUCAAGCUGGCCAGCAAAGAAACCGGUCCGACCAGAGGCUCGGCCAGCACUAAUGGGUUCUCCAAAUUGGUAUCCGCAAUUGCCCGGACGAGGAAGAGCAUCAGGAAGCGCAUUUCCAAAUUGGUCUCCCCCUCCGGCGAACGGGAAGAAAGGGCACCACCCGCCGUGCCGGAGCUGGAGUGGAGGGCGGCGGCGGCGGCGUUGACUCCGCCGCCGCAGCUGCCGGUGCUGAAGAGGAGGCAGGCGAAAUCCGGGCCAUUGGAUUUCAAGAGGGUUCAGCAGGAAGGGCUGGUGUACUCCAAGUCGAAGAGCAGCCUGAAGCUGUCUGGGCCGCUGGACGGGAAGGCCCACGAAAGGCUGGUGUUUGCUUACCGGAGCCCGAAGAUUUGCGCGACUCCGCCGGCGGAUGGGGUUCUGUUGGGCCAGGUGAGCCCGAGGAUGGGCGUGGCGAGGCCCAUGGAGGCGAGGCGGUCCAGCCCAAUGGUUCGGAGUGGGAAUGGGACUCCUAGAGGUGGGAGGAAUUACUACGGUGGUGGUGACGUGGAGUUUGAUGAGCAAUCACUAUGGACUGCCCUUUUUCAGGACAUGAAACCCACUUGAGGGACAUAAAUCCCUCUUUUAGGUUGGUUGUGUAGUAAGUAUAAUUUUAUAAUGUGUGUGUUUGUAUUCUUCUUAUUACUACUACUACUACUCUUAAUAGGACUUUUGGUUGGUUCCCAAUUGUGUGUCCACCAAACCUUGAAAACAAUGUAAUUCGAUUCGAGUAGGUUAAAGUUACUAGAACGGUGAAACUCUUCUUAAUCAAGUAUAUAUGGUUGCGUUCUCAAAUAUCAAACUUUUGGCUUGAGUGUGCGCCCGUGAGCUCAUUUGGUACGUUUGAUGGAUCAAGAUUUUGGUUUGAAUAUAGACCUUAGAGGUUU
This is a messenger RNA of Linum trigynum, 2710 nucleotides long. NCBI's taxonomy places the organism in Eukaryota, Viridiplantae, Streptophyta, Magnoliopsida, Malpighiales, Linaceae. The record is from the annotation of a GenBank genome assembly.